Messenger RNA from Cyphomyrmex costatus, 252 nucleotides. Its product is annotated as chymotrypsin-2. Gene Ontology annotation, molecular function: serine-type endopeptidase activity. The transcript has 3 exons. Bases 1 to 228 code for a protein of 75 amino acids. Gene Ontology annotation, biological process: proteolysis. The record is from RefSeq and is a predicted model, not a curated record. Lineage: Eukaryota; Metazoa; Arthropoda; Insecta; Hymenoptera; Formicidae.
AUGUUUUCUAUCACCUGCAGUCUUAUAACUGCGUGUCUAAUGUAUCAUACUGCUUAUGCCUUUAUUUACGAGGUAGUAGGCGGGAUCGAUGCUCCGGAUGGCAAGUACCCUUAUCAAGUAUCAUUGAAGGAUGCAGUUACUGGAAAGCAUUUUUGUGGUGGAGCCAUUGUCAGCCAGAAAUAUGUUAUAACCGCAGCACACUGUUUAGAUGGGAUGGCCCGACUCUAGAACGCCUGCAACAGACUAUGUUGA